Molecule: messenger RNA, 1910 nt
Organism: Sphaeramia orbicularis (orbiculate cardinalfish)
Lineage: Eukaryota; Metazoa; Chordata; Actinopteri; Kurtiformes; Apogonidae
Gene: rbm22
Product: RNA binding motif protein 22
Exons: 11
Coding region: 67-1350 (427 amino acids)
Cellular component (GO): U2-type catalytic step 1 spliceosome; Prp19 complex; U2-type catalytic step 2 spliceosome
Molecular function (GO): metal ion binding; U6 snRNA binding; pre-mRNA binding
Source: RefSeq, a predicted model, not a curated record
GUGCAUUGUGGUCUGACACCUCUUGUGUCGUUGGUUGUUUGGCCCGUUUGGCUCACACUCUGCAAAAUGGCGACGUCCCUGGGAUCCAACACCUACAAUAGACAGAACUGGGAAGACGCGGAUUUUCCAAUUCUUUGUCAGACAUGUUUAGGAGAAAACCCUUACAUCCGUAUGACCAAGGAGAAGUAUGGAAAAGAAUGCAAGAUUUGUGCUCGACCCUUUACUGUGUUCCGAUGGUGUCCUGGGACACGAAUGCGUUUUAAAAAGACGGAAGUCUGUCAGACUUGUAGUAAAAUGAAGAAUGUUUGUCAGACUUGUCUGCUCGACUUGGAGUAUGGUUUGCCUAUCCAGGUUCGAGACACUGGCCUCUCUGUUAAAGAUGAUGUCCCUAAGUCAGAUGUGAAUAAAGAGUAUUACACACAGAACAUGGAGAGAGAGAUCGCUAAUUCAGAUGGCACACGACCAGUAGGCCAACUAGGUAAAGCCACCAGCUCUAGUGACAUGUUGCUGAAACUGGCCCGAACAACACCUUACUACAAGAGAAACAGACCACACAUUUGUUCCUUUUGGGUGAAGGGAGAGUGUAAGAGAGGAGAGGAGUGUCCAUACAGGCAUGAAAAGCCCACAGAUCCUGAUGAUCCUCUAGCUGACCAAAACAUAAAGGACCGUUACUAUGGUAUCAAUGACCCAGUAGCUGACAAGCUACUAAAGCGAGCCUCAACUAUGCCCCGUCUUGACCCACCAGAGGACAAGACCAUCACCACCCUCUACAUAGGGGGUCUGGGAGACACUGUCACAGAUGGAGAUCUUAAGAGUCACUUUUACCAGUUUGGUGAGAUUCGCACCAUUACUAUAGUCCAGAGGCAGCAAUGUGCUUUCAUCCAGUUUGCCACACGACAGGCAGCUGAAAUGGCUGCAGAGAAGUCCUUCAACAAGCUUAUCAUCAAUGGACGGAGGCUUACUGUCAAGUGGGGAAGGUCUCAGGCUGCAAGAGGGAAGGAAGGUGUCAAAGAUGGAGUCAGUGAGAUGGGCACCAGACUCGAUCCUGUACCUGGGUUACCUGGAGCUUUACCCCCACCACCAGCAUUAGAUGAAGAGGCUCCUGCAAACUACUUCAACCUGGACCCUAGCACCUCUCCAGCUGUCAUGAACAUCGCUCUUCCUCCACCACCAGGCAUCAACCCCCCUCCUCCAGGUUUUGGACCUCCGAUGUUUCACCCCAUGGGUCCCAUGGCCCCACCUAUGCCCCCUCCUAUGAGCAUGAGACCUCCUGGUCAAAUCCACUACCCCUCUCAGGAUCCCCAGCGUAUGGGUGCCCAUGCUGCACAUGGCUCGCGCCAUGGUGAUUAGCUGCUAGUGUGAUAUCACACUGAUUAGGCGUCCUCCUUUUCUCAUGUCAAACCAGGUCAGGUGUCUUCAGAUGCUUUUGUUUGGUGUAAAACCUACUAACCACUCCUGGUAGAAAUGCACUGCAUGAAAAGCAUCUGAUUUAUUCUACCACCUGCAAUGGAUUGAACAAAACUGAACGUGUUGUCUGUGUUGGGAAGAUGACAACCAGCAUCUUGCAAAAUGUUAAAAGUACCAGAGAAGCAUCCAAACAGUGAAACAAAAAACACUUCAAACAUGUAGGAACUGGCCAAUAUGAUCAGGGUCAUCUGGUUUUAAAGGGCUCCUGUAGCUGGAGCUGUUGUACAUAUAAAAUGUAUACUUAAGGUGAAACAUGUAUUUGUUAUAUUGUGCAAAGUAUCAGGUGGAUUAAGAGGAGCAUUUUUAAAAUUGUUCAUUUUCGGUUGCAUUGCCUUUUUUAUUUGACACAAUUAUAUUUCACAGCACAAUUACUAGGUUAUUGUAAAGCUUUCUUUAAAUGUUCUCAUUUGUCAUUAAAAUGACCAGUUUUGUCAUUUAUCAUC